Molecule: messenger RNA, 261 nt
Organism: Drosophila hydei
Lineage: Eukaryota; Metazoa; Arthropoda; Insecta; Diptera; Drosophilidae
Exons: 1
Coding region: 1-261 (86 amino acids)
Source: RefSeq, a predicted model, not a curated record
AUGGAGCUGGAAAAGCAAUCGAAACCGACUGUCUCGUAUCAUUUGUUUCUCUAUCGCGAGGAACUGGCCAGACGUCAGCGACGUCAGUUGCGGCUUUCCCGCACCAAGAUCGAGAUCACGGACGAGCUCAUCUCGAAGACGGUGCGCAACAUCAAAAGCUGCAGCAUGGACGAUCUAAAGGCGGUCAAUCGGGAGCUGCUCUUCAAACGGAAACUGCGACACAAUGUCUCCAAGCUACGCAAACAAGCCAAGCAGCAAUAG